ACGCUUUAUCGACCUCCAUUCUCCGCCUCCUUGACUCACACGGCGUCGUGCUCUGUCUUCACUCCAUGCUUGCAUUCUAGCCGUCGAGACAAAACAACUUCCACCGGGUUUCCGCAGUCCGACAACGUACACGCGAGAAUUAGAUUGGAAGAUUCCACUAGUUUUACGGUGUAAUGGGGAGUGAUCUUGCUUUAAAGACGUGGAUAUCUGAUGAGCUGAUGUCGCUGCUUGGAUAUUCUCAGCCCACUAUAGUCCAAUACAUCAUCGGAUUAUCUAAGCAAGCUACUUCCCCUGAUGAUUUGAGAACCAAGCUAGAGGAGGAAUGUGAUUUUCCUAAAUCAGGGGAUACCACCCUUAGAUUUGCUCAAGAAGUCUUCCAUAAAGUUCCCCGUAAAGAAUCUGGUUUAAAUCUAUAUCAGAAACAGGAAAGGGAAGCUGCUCUGUUGGUGAGGAAGCAGAAGAGUUACAUGAUUUUGGAUGCCGAUGAUGAUGGUGAUACCGUAAAUGUUGAUGAGUCCAGGAAAGUUGGUUCACAUAAGAAACGGUUUAGAAAGAAAACUGGAAUUGAAGAAGAUGACGGAGAUGAGGGGAUUGCGCAUGUGGAAGAAAAGAGACUGGUUAAAAGACGGACUUCCAAGGAUGAAGAUGAUGAUUCUGAUUCCGAGGAAGAGAGAUUGCGUGAUCAAAGAGAAAGGGAGCAAUUAGAGCAACAUAUAAGAGAACGUGAUGCUGCAGCAACAAGGAAGUUAACUGAGACAAAGUUAAGCCGAAAGGAGGAAGAAGAGGCAAUUCAAAGAUCAAAUGCUUUGGAGAAAAAUGAAAUGGAAUAUUUAAGGAAAAUUUCAAGGCGGGAAUAUCUAAAGAAAAGGGAGCAAAAGAAGCUGGAAGAAAUCAAAGAUGAUAUAGAAGAUGAGCAAUAUCUAUUUGAAAAUGUGAAGCUUACAGAUGCAGAAUAUCGUGAAAUAAGGUACAAGAAAGAAAUCUAUGAUCUUGUUAAGAAGCGGACAGAAGAGGUUGAAACUCUGAGUGAGUACCGGAUGCCGGAAGCUUAUGAUCAGGAUGGUAAUGUUGAUCAAGAAAAGCGAUUUGCUGUGAGUCUGCAGCGUUAUAGCCAGGAUAAUGCUGGGGAGAAAAUGAACCCUUUUGCGGAGCAAGAAGCUUGGGAGGAGCAUCAAAUGGGAAAGGCAGACAUGAAAUACGGUUCAAAAAACAAGAAGCAAAUAUCCGAUGACUAUCAAUAUGUGUUUGAGGACCAGAUUGACUUUGUCAAGGCAUCUGUGAUGGAUGGCGAUGAGUUUGAUGAGCAGCCCAAUGAAUUGCUUGACAAGCCCAAGGAGAAAUUAGCCUCGGAGAUGCUUCAGGAGGAGAGGAAAACCUUACCCAUCUAUCCAUAUCGGGAUCAGUUACUCCAAGCUGUUCAAGAAUAUCAGGUCAUUGUUAUAGUUGGAGAAACAGGUUCUGGGAAGACUACACAGAUACCCCAAUAUCUUCAUGAAGCUGGUUACACCAAGCAGGGAAAGGUUGGUUGUACACAGCCACGACGAGUUGCUGCUAUGAGUGUUGCUGCUCGCGUUUCUCAAGAAAUGGGAGUCAAACUUGGGCAUGAGGUUGGAUAUUCCAUUCGUUUUGAAGAUUGCACAUCAGAGAAGACUAUUCUGAAAUACAUGACGGAUGGAAUGCUGUUACGUGAGAUUCUCAGUGAACCAAACCUAGAAAGCUACAGUGUGUUGAUGGUGGACGAGGCUCAUGAAAGAACUCUGUCGACUGACAUUUUAUUUGGAUUACUAAAGGAUUUAAUUAAGUUUCGAUCGGAUCUCAAACUGCUUAUCUCUAGUGCAACGCUUGAUGCGGAGAAAUUCAGUGAUUAUUUUGGUUCUGCUCCAAUUUUCAAAAUUCCUGGGAGGCGGUAUCCUGUUGAAAUUCAUUAUACGAAAGCACCAGAAGCUGAUUAUAUAGAUGCUGCAAUUGUCACAGUGCUACAAGUCCAUGUAACACAGCCUUCUGGAGAUAUUUUAGUUUUUUUGACUGGUCAGGAAGAAAUCGAAACAAUGGAAGAAAUAUUGAAACAUAGGACAAGAGGCCUGGGGACGAAAAUAGCUGAACUGAUUAUCUGCCCUAUAUAUGCAAAUCUACCGACUGAGCUUCAAGCUAAAAUAUUUGAACCAACUCCUGCGGGGGCUCGGAAAGUUGUGCUUGCAACAAAUAUUGCAGAAACUUCAUUGACAAUAGAUGGAAUUAAGUAUGUUAUUGAUCCAGGUUUCGCCAAGGUGAAAUCUUAUAAUCCAAGGACUGGAAUGGAGUCUUUGCUAGUCAAUCCCAUCUCGAAAGCUUCAGCCAUGCAACGUGCUGGUCGGUCUGGACGAACAGGUCCAGGAAAAUGUUUUCGAUUGUAUACUCUUUACAAUUAUCACAAGGAUAUGGAUGAUAAUACAGUUCCAGAAAUACAACGGACUAACCUUGCAAAUGUUGUCCUAAUUCUUAAGAGUCUUGGAAUUGAUGACUUGGUAAACUUUGAUUUUAUAGACCCCCCACCAGAGGAAGCAUUGCUGAAAGCCUUGGAACUACUUUUUGCCCUUAGUGCAUUGAACAAGUUUGGUGAGUUGACUAAAGUUGGCAGGCGGAUGGCAGAGUUCCCUCUUGAUCCUAUGUUGUCUAAGAUGAUUGUUGCUUCUGAUAAGUACAAGUGUUCUGAUGAGAUCAUUACCGUUGCUGCUAUGCUUUCUGUUGGAAAUUCAAUCUUCUAUCGUCCGAAGGACAAACAAGUUCAUGCAGAUAAUGCAAGAAUGAACUUUCACUUAGGGAACGUUGGGGAUCAUAUUGCGUUGCUUAGGGUUUACAAUUCUUGGAGGGAAUGUAAUUACUCCACACAGUGGUGUUAUGAGAAUUAUAUUCAGGUGAGGAGUAUGAAACGUGCCAGAGAUAUCAGGGACCAGCUAGAGGGGCUUCUGGAGAGGGUUGAAAUUGAACUAACAUCCAAUCUGGGUGAUUUAGAUUCCAUAAAGAAGGCCAUUACAUCUGGUUUUUUCCCUCAUUCUGCAAAGCUGCAGAAAAAUGGAUCUUACUGGACGGUAAAACAUCCACAAAGAGUUCAUAUACAUCCCAGCUCAGGGUUGGCACAGGUGCUGCCUAGAUGGGUUGUGUACCAUGAAUUGGUUCUGACGACCAAAGAAUAUAUGAGACAGGUAACUGAACUAAAACCAGACUGGUUGGUUGAAAUAGCCCCCCAUUAUUACCAGAUGAAGGAUGUUGAAGAUCCGGCGUCCAAGAAGAUGCCACGGGGAGCAGGACGUGCAUCAUAACAACUGGUUGUAUAUUAGCAGGAAGAGAUGGACAACUCUAUAGAGACAUCAAUUUUUCUGUCAUGUAGCUUGAUGCUUAUUUUUUACCAACGAUUUCUGGUUGGGCCCUGAAGGAACAAAUCCAAAGAAAAAGCCGCCUUUUCAAAUUCCCCGCUUUAAUUCAAUGAGCAAGAGACGGUACAUGAAAACAUAAAAGAAGAAAAUAGCUAUUAGCCUGUGAGAUAUGUGCAUGAAACUUGUUACUGCCUUUAGGGAUGACCCAAUUUUUUUUUUCUCGAGAUGUCAAAGCGUACACUGUACAGAGUAGUAAAAGGGACAAUGUUGGAAGUAUUGUGUAUUUGAGGUACCAAAUUGUAAAUACAUUCGCAUUCGUUGAAAUCUUGAAUGGUCUCGCUUGAUGGGUAGAAAUUAAUUUUGUUGAUGGUUUCAUUCCACCAUCUAGAAAUAUAUACUUGAUUUCUUUGUACAAGAAUGUGCCAAUUUUUAGUUAUGCUAUUAGAUUUGAGGGUGUUUUGGUUCUUAUAUGCGA
Pistacia vera is the source of this 3828-nucleotide messenger RNA. Its product is annotated as pre-mRNA-splicing factor ATP-dependent RNA helicase DEAH1. Gene Ontology annotation, molecular function: ATP hydrolysis activity; RNA binding. Bases 174 to 3299 code for a protein of 1041 amino acids. The record is from RefSeq and is a predicted model, not a curated record. NCBI's taxonomy places the organism in Eukaryota, Viridiplantae, Streptophyta, Magnoliopsida, Sapindales, Anacardiaceae. Gene Ontology annotation, cellular component: intracellular anatomical structure; catalytic step 2 spliceosome. The transcript is spliced from 28 exons.